GAGAUGCAGGCUUGGGCCCUGACGCAGGGAGCUUCUGGUGAAGGCCACCGCACACAUGGAAGAAACAUCCAGAAAGAUGAACCUUCUAGUCCUAAGAACGCACAUGCCUUAUCAUCUUCCAGUGGUUGUACUGAAGCCAAAUUGGCUUUUCUUGAGGACGACUGGGAUCAAAGAGCUGAUGGCCCAGAAGUGGGCAGGGCUGACAGAGUGGGUUUCCUGGAGCCAUCUUGUCCGGGGAGCCUGGACGCCAGCAGAGAGGGCGCCCACUCACAGUCUAGUGAAUUCGAAGACAGUGCCGACUCUGCUUUCUUGAAUGAAACCUACUCCAUACAUUAUUGCGAGUCAGAACGAAAGAAUGAAAGUCUCCCUCACUCACCCUCAGAGUUGGGGUGUGAAGUGCAGAGCACCACAGGGGCGUGCUUUGACGUUUUGGACCAUCACAGCAAGAAGGUUAUCGGCUGGGAGAGAGCCUGCGAGAUCUCAGAUGAUGGUUACGGAGAAACUGCUGGAGCCGCACAGCAGCGGGAGCUGGACGAGGACUCCCAGCAGGAGUACCACAGCGCCGAGGAGCAGGAGGACACCAGCGCCCCUGUGCCUCCUGACCAGACGAGAACGUCACACACCCCCGAUCUGGGAGUUGUUGGGUCCAGGAAUUCAGGUCAUGAAGUUGAGAGUGCUUGCUGUCUAGACGGUAGUCAGGUCAAGCUGGCGAGCGAGUCUACCAUCUUUUUAGAUUCAGCUGAUGUUUAUGGACAAGAAGAUGCACCACGUGGCUCCAAGUUUCAGGGUUCUGUUGUGGUAAGAGAAUAUCAUGAACCAGAGCAGGAAGUGUGUAAGGAGCAAGAGACUAGUCUGAUGUACCACACGGCAUUUGAUGACCUGGUACUCGGGAGCAGUCCCUUUGAAAACCAGGGAUCUCGAUCUCGGAGUAGUUUCGUGAACCCUCAGAAAGCACUAGAAGCUAAGAUGUAUACCGGCAAAGUGAAAUGUCAAAGAAUUGAGAGUAAAGCGUUUUGCAGGCACGAAGUCGUUGAGAAGGAUGUGUCUCACCACCUUGGAAAUCCUAGCACGUUACGACAAGACAGAGCUUUACAGAUGUCCCUCCAGCCCCGCAAAGAUGGCCGGCCUCCCUGGACGCCUGUUUUUGAUGAGUCGGUCAUUUCUGCCUGUGGAUGUUCGCACUACAUAAACCUGCAGAGUACCCUUCGCCCGGCCUCAGGUCUUUCUGCUCCUGCCCCGAGCACUGCAGUCAGAGCUCCUGAGGCGGUAGGAGACCCCUCCCUCAAGGCCUCCGCUGGCGGCACCGCAAGUGACACGAGUGUGCGCAGCCCCGAACUAGCGAUGCGCGCGGCCGGCACCACCGUCACCGUCGCUCAGACCGUGGACGUUUGCUCAGACUUCCGGGCUCGCUUCACAACCAGCAGGGCCACAAGUGCCAGACCUUCUGUGGUGUCCACGUCCACCAACACCGACAUAAUCGCGGCGGACAGAAGGCGGCCCGGGGACUGGCAGGGCGCAGGACGAAGAAGCGUGGCGUGUAAUACGGAGGGGCCACACGGACGCGAGCCUGGACGCGCCCCAGUGCCGAGGAGCAGAGGGCCGCCGGGAAGCCCUCUCUCAGGUGGCCAUUCACAGCCUCGCGGAGAUUUCCAUAGUGAGGAUUCCCUGGAAUUAAGAAAAACAUCUGCCAUCACAGACUUAAGGAAACAUCUCGAAAGGGAAAGUCCGCUUUUUAAUGAGAUGGAGACGAGUUUGCCCUCCAGGUGCUGUGAGGAGAUCAUGCAGAGGGCCGUGAGGGCAGAGCUGCACCUGCUGGACCUUCACUACUGGAUGUGCCGGCACCACUGCAGGGACAUCUACAAGCUCAUCACGGACAGCAGGAUCUUACCGAGUAAUUCUAAGAAGGAGCUAGGAUUGGCACUACUGUCUGUGAUGGGAGACUUGAAGGUCAGAUACGAGAGCUUGAAGGACAGAAUAAACCAGGGCAGGCCUCUGGAGGAGCUGCUCCCGCUGUCCGUGGAGUCAAAAUUGUUAUCAGCCUUUUCUACUUUGGUCUCCACGCUAAUGAAAGAGACAUCGAACGUCUUGUCAGGAGCCGAUUCUGAACUAGAUCAUCAGAUUACAUGUGACGUUGACGUCUCGUCCGGCCUGAAAAAGGCCCUCUCUCAGAUGUCCUCGUUGCAUGACAGAAGUCCUCCUGAACAGGACACAUUACCCAAGGAACUCGGUUUAAAAACAGGUGACAUUGAUGUAGACUUCAGUCAGCUGAAACUUGAUGACCAAGGCUGCAGAAAUGAUCGAGAAGUAAGUGAAAACUGGUUUGAUGCCAAAGAUAGCCUGACAGGACUUGACUUGUCAGGAGUACCGGAAAGUCAAGUGGAGAAGGAUGGAGGGGAUCCCAGGUUUGCACGAGAUCUGAAAACUACGGAGCCUUUACGAAAAGAUAAAGGGUAUUUGAUACAUGUUGGUGGUCUCUGCCCUUCAGUAUCUGAGGCUGAUUUAAGGUCUCAUUUCCAGAAAUACCACGUUUCUGAAAUUUCAAUCUAUGAUUCUCCUAAUUAUAGGUAUGCAUCCCUUGCUUUAAAAAAAAACAUUGAUGCAAAGACGGCCGUGAAAGAGAUGAAUGGGAAAGAAAUAAGUGGAAAACCGGUAAAGGUGCGGCUCGUGAAGACUCCUGGCGAGCACACGCUGUCGCUCUCCCACAGAAGUGGAACGGAGGGAAGCUCUGGCAGAGAAAUGGGCUCCCCCGCCUCAGCUUCGAGAUUGCCCAGAACGAGGCCACGGCAGCUGGGACCUGGGCAAGACCACGAGGGUGUCAAGAAGAAUUGUAAACAGAUUGAAUCUACUAAAUUAUUACCUGAUACGCCUAUUCAAUUCAUACCUCCAAAUACCUUGAAUCUGAGCAGCUUUACCAAAAUCAUGAAGAGACUGGCGGAACUGCAUCCGGGAGUUAGCAGAGACUGUAUUCUAGAUGCUCUCCAGGACGUAAGAGCAAAUCAUAAAGGUUUUCUGAACGGCUUGUCUAUUAACAGUAUUGUGGAAAUGACUUCAUCUGUUCUGAAAAACUCUGAUUCCAGUUAGGAAUAAAAGAAGCAGCAAGAGAUAAAAAUACCCUUGGAAAGCAGGAGUUCCCUCCUACAGAGAAUGUUCUACAACACUUAGGAAAGCACUGCAGUAGUGGCAAGAGGAGGUGAUCAAACAGGCUCAGCAAGUGGACUUCGCUGUGCAACAGUAAUCUACGUGAUAGCCUACUCCUAAAGCCAGCAGCUGUUGUUUCUGCACUAUUAAAGUCGUCUCUGUAUUAGAAUGGAAGUUUUAAUGUUUAUAAAUAUUAUAUUUCAACUUGUUACUUAAAGACUUCAAGCUACAUAUUUUGGAUUAGAAAAAAUGGUCAUGUCUAUUUUAAAAACCUUUGUUAAAUCUGUUUUUUAAAACAGUGGCCACGAGAAGACGUAUUGUUUCAGAGUCCAUUAAAUGAUUUCCAUACAUGGAAAAUAUACUUUGCCUGAAAUAUACUUAGUUCCAAUUUUUACUUUAAGACUCAUAUUGGAGCACAGGAUAACAGUUAAAUAAACUGAAUUUGAAUUUGUGGCUAUA
Molecule: messenger RNA, 3597 nt
Organism: Suricata suricatta (meerkat)
Lineage: Eukaryota; Metazoa; Chordata; Mammalia; Carnivora; Herpestidae
Gene: RBM44
Product: RNA binding motif protein 44
Exons: 15
Coding region: 4-3081 (1025 amino acids)
Molecular function (GO): RNA binding
Source: RefSeq, a predicted model, not a curated record